CCAUUCUAUCAAAAUAAAACAAAUACACGUGUGGAGAGGUCUUCAAAUAAACAAAGUUUUUAAUUAAUACAAUUAAUUCGAAAUGAGUGACAGUGAAGCUGAAGAAAAUAAAAAGAUAUCGACGGAACCAGUGGAUAAUGCCUGGACAUUAAAAAUUCCUGAGUUUAAACCCGACGAUAAUCCAAAUGGCAUGGUAGAGGAAAGUUCAUUUGCGACGCUGUUCCCAAAGUAUAGAGAAAAGUAUCUAAAGGAAAUAUGGCCACUUGUAAAACAAUGUCUUUCGGAACAACAUCUAAAGGCAGAACUUGAUCUCAUCGAGGGUAGCAUGGUGGUGAAAACAACACGCAAAACAUGGGAUCCUUAUAUUAUCAUCAAAGCCAGAGACAUGAUAAAGCUCAUGGCGCGCAGUGUGCCCUUCGAACAAGCGCGACGAGUGCUGCAAGACGAAAUCGGCUGUGACAUCAUAAAAAUAGGUAACUUGGUAAACAAGAAGGAUAAGUUCGUUAAGCGACGACAGCGUUUAAUUGGACCUAAUGGAGCCACUUUGAAAUCCAUUGAAUUGCUAACAGAUUGUUACGUCUUGGUACAAGGAAACACUGUAGCCGCACUCGGACCUUAUAAAGGCCUACAACAAGUGCGUGACAUUGUAUUAGAUACUAUGAACAAUGUGCAUCCUAUAUAUAAUAUUAAAGCAUUGAUGAUUAAACGUGAACUGAUGAAAGACCCAAAAUUGGCUAACGAAGACUGGUCACGUUUCCUGCCCAAGUUCAAGAACAAAAAUAUCAGCAAACGCAAACAACCCAAGGUUAAGAAGCCCAAGAAAGAAUAUACACCAUUCCCACCUUCGCAACCUGAGAGCAAAAUCGACAAACAACUUGCCUCAGGUGAAUACUUCCUUAGCAAAGAACAGAAACAAGCACGCAAGCAACAAGAGCGUAAUGCGAAACAAAGUGAGGCUGCUAAAAAACAAGAGGAACGUCGUAAUCAAGAUUUUAUUCCACCGACUGAGGAUGGACCUUCUACUAGCCGUAAGAGACCUGCUGACCAGGAUAGUAAAAAAUUGGAUGUUAAAGCAUUAAAGGCGAAAGUGGCUAAAGCAAAUAAAAAAAUUAAAACUACUUGAAUAAAAUAAAAAAAUAAAUUAAAUUGUGUUCUUACGAUUUGGGGGUUACAAUUGUGGCACAGCUCUUGACAAGAGUGGUUUUCAUAAAAUAAAAGUGUAUUUAUUAAAUAGAGUUUAAACUUUUUUUUUAGAUUUCAAUAGUUAUAAUAAUUGUCCGAUUAAAAUAUUAAUAAACAAUUGAUUGUCAAUUGGAAAAAUAUAAAGUUACCAAUGUUCCCCUUCAUUGGUUGAUGUUUAUAUGAGUUUAAAAUAAAAAAAGAAAAUAUGUUAAUUGCAGACUUUGUUUAAUUUGGUAAUUCGAAAAAAAAAUAAAUUAAUUUUUAAUAAUGCCCGAUAUAGCUUUUAGCGCUGCCAUACAACGCACCUCAAUAAUUUAGUUUACAGUGCUAUUAAAACUAUUAUCAAACAGCUGUUUUGUUUUAUAUGAAAUCAGAGAACGUAUAAUAUAUUUAACGUUCUCUGAUGAAAUGAAUGAAAAGCCAAGUCAGUAAAGAAAAAAGGUGAAAAUUUAAGAAAGACGUAAAUUGUUAAUAAAAUAGUAGAUACCGAAAAGUGUGUAACUUCUAAGAAAUCAAAUACGAGCUAAUAAGUUUUUGAAAGUUUCAAUAUUGUAAAAUGAUCAAUUCUGUGCAAUA
Molecule: messenger RNA, 1758 nt
Organism: Zeugodacus cucurbitae (melon fly)
Lineage: Eukaryota; Metazoa; Arthropoda; Insecta; Diptera; Tephritidae
Gene: dbe
Product: KRR1 small subunit processome component homolog
Exons: 1
Coding region: 83-1123 (346 amino acids)
Cellular component (GO): nucleolus; small-subunit processome
Molecular function (GO): RNA binding
Source: RefSeq, a predicted model, not a curated record